Messenger RNA from Plutella xylostella (diamondback moth), 1741 nucleotides. NCBI's taxonomy places the organism in Eukaryota, Metazoa, Arthropoda, Insecta, Lepidoptera, Plutellidae. The record is from RefSeq and is a predicted model, not a curated record.
CGUGCACGGCGGCGGCAGUCGAGGCCCCGCAGUCGAGGCGGCCACACGUGUUUUAAAUAAUCUAUCAUAGUCUGAGUUCGGCGCACAUGAGACUUGAUGAGACCACUGAUCCUGAGACAAAUCGUAUAAUUUCACAUUAUAAUCUUCGAGUAUUUCCUGUAGAACUGUGUGACGGAUCAGCCUUGCUACGCGGUUAAAGGUUAGUGCGGUCAUAAUGACUACGGCUAUUACACGACAGGCUAAGGAUGUUGUGUAUAAAGUGUACAAGUAUUUUGAAAGACGCAAAAAUGACCGGUCGACGAUUGAAUAUGCAAACGAUAUUAAUUUGGCGAAGACUGUUUCUGAAGCGACCGGUUUUUCGGUAACCAGCAUUAAAAAAAUCAUAAAAGAAGCGAGAUCCAUGGAGGCACAUGGUAGCGCAGUGACUAUCAAACCACCACAGAAAAAUAUUUUUCCUAAAAAAAGGAUUGAAAUGGACAGUUUCAAGGAAGGUGUCAUACGAAGAAAAAUUACACAGUGGUAUAAAGUCAAAAAGUGUACGCCGUCGUUGAAAAAGUUGAAUGAGCAGUUGAAACAAGACAAUGUUCUUGAUUGUUCACGUGAGUACUUGAGACAGACAAUACGUAGGCUUGGUUUCAAAUAUUUAACAUGCCAGUCAAAGAGAAAACUAUUAAUUGAACGUCACGACAUAAUGCGCCUACGGUGGCAUUACAUCAGAGAUAUUAAAAAUUACCGCAAGGGCGGUAAGUCAAUCAUUUUCUUGGGUGAAACUUACGUGACACAAAAAUGCUGGCAGGCCAAUACGGAACGUGGGGCCAUGGAGAACAUCAGUAAAGAACCUCGUAUAAUAAUCGUACACGCUGGCAGCCGCAAUGGCUUUGUACAUAAUGCUUUACUGAUGUUCAAAUCACACUCGAAGACCGGUGAUUAUCAUGGCGACAUGAAUGCCACAAAUUUUCGAAAGUGGAUUAAUGAAAAACUUUUACCAAACAUUCCUCCAAAUUCUGUUAUUGUUAUGGACAACGCAGCUUACAAUAGCACUCAAAUCAAUAAGAAGCCUACAAUGAGUUCCCUGAAAAGUGAAAUGCAACAGUGGCUAGAAAACCAGGGUGUUCAGCAUCAUAGCGCCAUGCGUAAAUGUGAUCUAAUGAAAAUAAUUGAUGAACAAAACACGGGGAAACACUACAAAAUUGAUGAAAUUUUGAAUGAAAAUGGACAUAUCGUGCUUCGCCUACCCCCAUACCAUCCGGAUUUAAAUCCUAUUGAACUCGUGUGGGGGCACGUAAAAGGCGAGCUCGAAAGAACUACGAUUGACUCUAACUUAGAUGAAAAGAUAAAAGGUUUAGAGUUGCUUUUUUCUAAUUAUUCGCCAGAAAAGUGGAAAAAUUGUGACGAACAUGUCAUAAAAAAUGAAGACGAAUAUUAUAAAUCUGAUAGAGGAUUUGACGAUGCAUUGGACAGAUUUAUAAUUCAAGUUAAUCAAAAAGAUGAUGAAGAUGAUGAUGACGACGACGAUGAUGAACAAGUUGAGAGUGAACAUGAGAGUGAUAUGGAAAUUGAUUUAUAAAAAGGAUGCAGAGGAUCUCCCUCGCAGUGCAGCGCGGUAAUGCUGCCAGCGUGAUGGGAACCUUUGGGUCGGGUGCGUCCUGGGGCGGGCUAUUUGUAUAAUUUUGUAUAAUAUCUAAUUAUGUUUUUCUAUGUCUUUUAAUUAUUAUGAAUAAAUUUAUAAAAUAAAAUACUU